AAGAGAGACGGACUGAGAAACGGAGAAAGGCGGCCAAAGGUUGAGCUUCAAUCCCAUCCCAUCCCAUCCCAUCCGCUGAUCCAAAGACCAAAGGAGGCCUGUAACCUAGAUUGUAAAGAUGGUGCAAUACAACUUCAAGAAGAUCACUGUCGUCCCCUCCGGCAAGGACUUCAUUGAUAUCAUCCUUUCCCGUACCCAACGCCAGACACCAACUGUUGUCCACAAGGGUUAUGCCAUAUCUCGCCUGCGGCAGUUCUAUAUGCGCAAGGUGAAAUACACCCAACAGAACUUUCAUGAUAAGCUCUCUGCUAUUAUUGAUGAAUUCCCGCGGCUGGAUGACAUCCACCCAUUCUAUGGAGACCUUCUCCAUGUCCUCUAUAACAAAGACCACUACAAACUUGCUCUUGGUCAGAUCAACACUGCAAGGAACCUUAUUGGUAAGAUAUCAAAAGAUUAUGUGAAGCUGUUGAAGUAUGGGGACUCGCUCUAUCGAUGCAAGUCUCUAAAGGUUGCGGCACUUGGACGCAUGUGUACUGUGAUCAAGCGUAUUGGCCCAAGUUUGGCAUACCUAGAGCAGAUCAGACAGCACAUGGCAAGGCUACCUUCAAUUGAUCCAAACACCCGAACAAUUUUGAUCUGUGGGUAUCCUAAUGUUGGCAAGAGCUCUUUCAUCAACAAGAUCACUAGGGCUGAUGUGGAUGUUCAGCCGUAUGCUUUCACUACAAAAUCUCUAUUUGUUGGCCACACAGACUACAAGUACUUAAGGUACCAGGUCAUUGAUACGCCUGGGAUUUUGGAUCGUCCUUUUGAAGAUCGUAACAUAAUUGAGAUGUGCAGUAUCACGGCUCUUGCUCAUCUACGAGCUGCAGUAUUGUUCUUCUUGGACAUCUCAGGAUCUUGUGGAUAUACCAUUGCCCAGCAGGCUGCUCUUUUCCACAGCAUCAAGUCAUUAUUUAUGAAUAAGCCCCUGGUUAUAGUCUGUAACAAGACUGAUUUGCAGCCUUUGGAUGAGCUGUCAGAAGAAGACAUGAAGUUGGUCAUGGAGAUGAAAGCUGAAGCAAUGAAGACGGUAUUAGGUCAAGGUGGUGAGGCUACUGACAGUGAUGGAGUACUCUUGACCAUGAGCACUUUAACUGAGGAAGGGGUUAUUGCUGUGAAGAAUGCGGCCUGUGAGAGGUUACUGGAUCAACGGGUGGAAUUGAAGAUGAAGUCAAAGAAGAUCAAUGACUGCUUGAAUCGAUUUCAUGUUGCAAUGCCAAAGAAGCGAGAUGAAAAGGAGAGACCUCCUUGUAUACCUCAGGCAGUUUUGGAAGCCAAAGCUAAGGAAGCAGGAGACAGAGAAGAGAAGAAGAAGCUUGAAAAAGAUUUGGAGGAUGAGAAUGGGGGGGCUGGUGUCUACUCUGCUAGCUUGAGGAAGCACCAUAUCUUAGCCAAUGAAGAAUGGAAAGAAGAUAUAAUGCCAGAAUUUAUUGAGGGGCACAAUGUUUAUGACUUCAUUGAUCCAGAUAUCUUGCAGAGGCUUGAGGAGUUGGAACGAGAAGAGGGUCUAAAACUUGAACAAGACGCAGACGAUGAUUUUGAGAUGGAUGGUCAGGAAUUGACACCGGAAGAGAAGGAAGCAUUGGCUGAGAUCAGGAAAAAGAAAAGCUUGCUCAUUCAACAACAUAGGAUCAAGAAGAGUACUGCAGAAAGCAGGCCUACAGUACCAAGGAAAUUUGACAAAGACAGGAAGUUCACAUCCGAAAGGAUGGGAAGGCAGCUAUCUGCAUUGGGUUUGGACCCCACAUCAGCCAUUAAAGAGGCCCGUAGCAGGUCUGUCUCUAGGGUCGGUCGGAAGAGGGAGAGGUCAUUGGCCAGAGGAGGUGAUGGCAGUGAUGCUAUGGAUAUGGAUAUUGACCAGUCCAACAAGAAGCUGCGGAUGAUGAGGUCUCGAUCCCGGUCAACGUCACGGCCACCUAGUGAACUUGUUCCAGGAGAAGGCUUCAGGGACUCCAAACAAAAAGUUAAAGCGUGGAAGCUUGCUAAGAAAUCUGUGAUGAAGAGGAAUAAAGAUGCUCGUCGGGGAGAGGCAGAUAGGGUCAUUCCCACAUUGAGGCCAAAACACUUGUUCUCUGGGAAACGAGGAAUUGGGAAAACUACCAGACGUUGAUAGUACUACUGAGGUAGCCAGACAUUUUGCUUUGUUUUUCCUUUUUUGUCACUGUUUGAUGUUCUUUAUUUUGUUUUCCGGGUUUUUAGUUCUUUUCUUACUAUUCCCUUUCUUGAGUUA
This is a messenger RNA of Telopea speciosissima, 2269 nucleotides long. RefSeq names its product nucleolar GTP-binding protein 1-like. Bases 119 to 2149 code for a protein of 676 amino acids. Gene Ontology annotation, biological process: ribosomal large subunit biogenesis. The transcript is spliced from 2 exons. The record is from RefSeq and is a predicted model, not a curated record. Gene Ontology annotation, molecular function: GTP binding; RNA binding; GTPase activity. NCBI's taxonomy places the organism in Eukaryota, Viridiplantae, Streptophyta, Magnoliopsida, Proteales, Proteaceae. Gene Ontology annotation, cellular component: nucleolus.